Messenger RNA from Entrophospora candida, 2091 nucleotides. Lineage: Eukaryota; Fungi; Glomeromycota; Glomeromycetes; Entrophosporales; Entrophosporaceae. The record is from the annotation of a GenBank genome assembly.
AUGACAAAACAGAUUGCGGCCAUAAAAGCCAAAAUCGAUAAAACGAAUGAUAGAAAACCUGGCUUCUAUCACUCUACAACUUAUCACAACAUCGACCGUAUGACUAAGGAAUACGCCGAUGGCCUUGAAAAAGGCAUGCAUGAAGGCAUAGUAAAAUAUGUCUUGACUAAGUUGAACAACAGUCUAGUGGAACUUCAAGAACAAAUAAAAGAAGAAGCCCUAAUUAAAAAAAUUGGGGAUGACCUUGGGCAAUUUAUAGAAAUUGCACAAGAAUCCACAGACUGCUCCCAAAAUGCCAAAGAGUUCAUCAACACAAACAAAACCAAAUUGUUUGAGGAAUGCAAAAAGCAAAUCAGAACUUCAUUGGCUUGGGCGUCCACAAGUCACUUGGUGAUGGCAACGGCGAAGAAGGCAAAAAGGACUCACUCAUCGAUAGAGAAAACCCAACAAAGGGAAAGGCAAGACAACAAAGAGGUAUUUGUUAACAAUAUGACUAAUGUUACUAUUCCUGAUAACAUUAUUAACAUGUUAAAUCGCGGUAGCAAUUUUCAAUUACUAAGAAAAACUACUAACUUUAACUCUGCUUUCAAUAAAUUGAAACAGGUCAAAGAACAGACCAUCAACCUUGCCAAAAAAGAAGGGGCCGGCUAUAAUAAAAUUUUUAAAUAUAAUAAAAAGUUAUAUAAUUAUCGUGCGAUUAAUAAAGAUGUUAAUAAAAGUAUUGAAUUUUUGUUAAAAAAUGACUUGAUUGUAAGCCCAGCCGAUAAAAACCUCGGCCUUACGAUAAUCCCAAAAGAUUGGUAUAUCUCAGAGUUAGAGAAAUACAUCUUUAAUAAAAAAUUAUUCUUUAAAAGGAAUAUUAGUUGGGAAGCCGUAACAGAUCAAUAUAAAUAUAUUGACGAAGUAUUUAACGGUCAAACUAUACUUCAAUGGGUCCUUAAUACAGAAAAAAGGAAAAUACCCAAAGUAUACAUAUUACCAAAAGUACACAAGUGUCCAACAACUCCGAUUGAUAUUAAAUUUGUAACUAGCAGAUAUAUCACUCCGAAUGUAGGUUGGAUUAACGAAAGAGCUAGCAAAUGGUUAGCUAAUGAAUUACAACCAGUGUUAUUAAAAAUAGGAUGGGUAGUGGAUAGUUCAUUAGACUUCCAAAACAAACUACCAACAGAUCGUUUUACAUCUGAGGAAUUUAAAAUAUUCACAGCAGAUGUUAAAGAUAUGUAUCCAUCUAUCACAAGAAAAUUAGCUCUAGAAGCUAUUAACUACGCUCAAAACUUACCAGAUCCAGAUAGUACCAACAGUACUCAUGGUAAAUGGAGAGUAUAUAGAAGACUCCUCACAUGGAUCUUCGCCACUAGUUACAUAGAAUAUAAAGAUGAGACUUAUGUUCAAAUUAAAGGAUUACCAAUGGGAAAUCCAGUAUCUCCAAUCAUAGCUAAUCUUACAUUAGCAAUGAUAGAGUGUAACGUUCUUGCAGAAAUGAAAAAUAAAAUCCAAAUAUUUAGAUAUUUAGAUGACAUUGUAGCCAUAGUUAGUCAUAGUUGGCUAGCUUGGUUCCCAGAUCAAAUAUGGGAUAAAUACAAAGAAGUAUUUUAUUUCUGGAUAGGAAUAUACGAUAAUAAUCUUGAAAAUAUCGUUAAACCACUAGAACUAAUAGAUACAGGUUGUAUCGAUUCAACAAGAGAUAAACCAAUUAGUUUUCUAGACUUAAGUUUAUCAUGGGAAAUUAUUAAUAACAACAAAACGUUAAUAGUUGAAAAUUAUAAUAAACCCAUGAACAAACAUAUAUACACAAAUCCCAAAACAUUUUAUCCAAUAAAAUACAUUUAUAAUUGGAUACAUGGGGAAAAUGUACGUCUUAUUCGUAAUUGUGAUAAAAGAUCAAGUUAUGAUAGACACGUUAAUGAUUUUAUUGAAUUCUUAAAAAGAAGGGAUUACCCACUAACAAGAAUCAAUAAACAAAUAUCUAAAACGAAUUUUGAUGACAAAGAGAGUUGGAUGAAGAAGAAGACUAAAGAGGAUAAUAAAAAUAAUUAUAUCAUCAUAGAAAACGAUGAAAACCGUAAUAUCAUAACUGAUGCUACGAGGGAU